GCAGCUCAUGGGCCAAGUGGGAAGAAAAUAUUUGGCUUUCACCACCAGGGCGCCAAAACUCCUUGAAUCUUUUUUUUUUCUUUCAGCUAAUAGGCCUUACCAGCUGUACCAGCUGUACCAGCUGUUUUAACUUCAUGAAUUCCUUUCAUAAAACUCUCCAAGACAGAAAUUAAUCGCCACAAUGAGUAGCACACCAACCGAUACACCUCCACUGCCCCGAAAGUCUCUGAUUGAGAAGGUGGAAGCAUGGGGAUCCUCAUCUCUCCCUCCAAUGGGCAUGGCGACAUUAAUAACGGCCCUCCACUUCCGCCCCUUCCAACCACUACCCAUGCUCCUCACCCCGGCCCUAAUGUUCACGUCCUAUGUCACCCUGAGCGGCUGGGCGAUUGACGGCGCCGGUCUCAACAUGGCCUGCAGCGGCCUGUACGCGCUGCUCGCCAUGCGCAGGAGGCCCGCCUCCAUCCGGAACAAGUUCUCGGCCAGGGGGUUCGUGCGUGGCGUCGCCAUCGGCCUUGGCGCGUCGAAUACCGUCGCGGGCGGCUGGGUUUACUUUACUGGUGACAGGAAGAGGGAGAAGGCGGACAGGAUAGCGAGGAACCGGUGGGGUGGUCCAACUCCCAAGUGAAGAGUCUGUCUGUCCUUCCAUAGAAUAGCCAUCUCACACCAGGCGACGAGUUGUUGGAUCCUUUGGGGAGGUGUUCAAAUCAAAAUCAAAAUCAGCAAGAUGUUGCUAGCUUAUCCAAGUCGACAUGGUGACAUUCUCAAUCUUGCUUGGGUGGUGUUGAACUAUAGGCCAAAAUCUCCCCAAGGUGUUGCAGCAGAAUCUAUUUUAACGGGUCAACUACCUCGGAUCGAAGUUUAUUGCAUUUGACCUCGUGAUUGCCUUAGGAUCUCUUACUGUUCCAAGACCGCUAGCUUCACAAGCAUCCACAUAGGCAAGCAGGGAGGUUUGUUCAAGCUGAG
Pyricularia grisea is the source of this 963-nucleotide messenger RNA. RefSeq lists its product as uncharacterized. The coding region runs from base 182 to 625 and encodes 147 amino acids. The transcript is spliced from 2 exons. Lineage: Eukaryota; Fungi; Ascomycota; Sordariomycetes; Magnaporthales; Pyriculariaceae. The record is from RefSeq and is a predicted model, not a curated record.